UCUAUCUUCACUGACUUGACUGCACUCAAUUCCAUAUAUAUAUUAUGCCCAAGAAACUCCACUAAACAUAUGAACAAAUGGCUUUAUUACACAAUCCUCUUGUUCAUGCACUCAUUUAUGUCUUCUUUAUCUCCAUACUUUCACUUCAUACCACAUUUUCAUCAAAACCUCAAGGAGAGGCUCUUGUCCAAUGGAAGAACACUUUAAUACCAUUUGAUUCACCUGGAGAUUAUGAUAUGCUGCAUUCUUGGUCCUUAAACAAUCUCGAAAGCCUUUGUAACUGGAAGGGCAUUACCUGCAAUGCUGGAGGAACCAUUCUGAAGCUCAACGUUUCAGGUCUCCAUCUCAACGGAACACUUGUUAACCUCAGUUUCAAUUCGUUUCCGAACCUCAUUUCCCUGGACAUGAGUUCCAACUUCUUUAUAGAUGUCAUACCAGCAGAGAUUGGAAGCCUGACACAACUUCAGCACUUGAGCUUUUCCUUCAACAAUCUUAAUGGUACCAUUCUUUCCCAAAUUAGUCAUCUUCAGAAGUUGACCUUUCUUGAUUUGUCAUGGAAUAGGUUGACAGGAUCCCUGCCUCAAUCGAUGUUUACCCAUUUAACUAAUCUUGAAUUCCUCGAUCUAAGUCUUAAUCAUUUCGAAGGGCCAUUGCCAGGAAAUAUUUCAAAGCUUUCCAGGCUAAAGGAACUUAAUUUAGGAAGAAAUAAUUUCUCAGGGUCUAUUCCUGAUGAAGUAGGUCUUUUACACCAUCUUCAAGUUCUCAGAUUGUCUGAGAAUUUAUUUGUAGGUAAAAUUCCUUUUUCUAUCGGCCAACUUAAGAAGCUUCAAACACUUGAUCUCAGAGCAAAUUCUCUAACUGGCCCUCUGCCUUCGUCCUUCACAAAUCUUUCACAGAUUUCUGUACUAGACCUAUCAGAUAAUCUUCUGUCCGGUAAGCUCUUGCCUCAUUUCUUCAGCAACUGGACUGAGUUAACAUAUCUGCGGAUGAGAAACAAUACAUUCACUGGUAUUAUUCCUUCUGAAAUUGGUAUGCUCGGAGGACUUCAGAUCUUAGACCUGUCAAGAAACUGUUUAGCAGGUUCAGUUCCAGCAACUAUUGGCAACCUCACCAAACUGGAUACCUUACGUUUGUUCUUGAACAAUCUCACUGGAACUAUUCCACAUGAAAUUGGGAAUUUAACACAGCUAACACUUCUUUAUCUCAACAAUAAUCAAUUGUAUGGAAAGGUGCCAGAUUCAAUUUCUGGUUUAAGUAACUUGUUGUUACUUUACCUUUAUGCCAAUAGUUUUACUGGCAGCAUUCCGAAGGACCUGGGAUUUAUCAACACUCCAAACUUGACGUUUGUUGAUUUAUCAAAGAACAACUUUUCUGGAGAUAUUCCUGCAACACUUUGCCAACAUACGUCCCUUCGGCUUCUUGAUUUGUCAAGGAACAGCUUAAGCGGUGAACUUACACACUAUAUGGAAGAUUCUUUCACUGAGAGCUGCCAACUGACAACUUUCAACAUGAACAGCAAUGACUUCGAAGGGCCGAUACCCCUAGCCUUGGCAAACUGUAAGCAGUUGCAGAUUCUUGAUCUUGGAAAUAACAAAAUAAGUGGCACGAUUCCAUCGUGGCUUGUUACUCUUCCAGAGCUACAAAUCUUUGUCUUACGAUCAAACAGACUUCAUGGUAUGUUGGGUGUGAGAAAAGUGGAGCAUCCAUUCCCCAAAUUGCGCAUCAUGGAUCUCUCUCACAAUCAAUUUAGUGGUAACCUGGACAUCGAAUUUCUCGUUAGUUUCAAAAUUUUGGUAAAUCCAGAUCAAAUUCAUGAUUUGGACAUAUAUCUACCACGAUACGGUAAUUACAUAAUACCCAAACAAGCUAUACACUACGAAGCAUCUGUCCUGUUAACUGUCAAAGGACUAGAUGUUAAAGUGAAAAAAAUUCUCAAAUUGUACACAGUUAUAGAUUUAUCAAGCAACAUGUUCAGUGGAGAGAUUCCAGAGCUCAUUGGCGAACUAAAAUCACUCCGGCUGCUAAACUUAUCACAUAACAGCCUUACAGGCCAUAUACCGUCUCUGAGAAACAUGAGCCUUCUUGAAUCUUUAGAUUUGUCUUCAAACCAGUUGAGCGGUACAAUUUCUUCCCAAUUGACUGGUUUGACAUUUCUAUCAUCCUUGAACCUCUCGGAAAACCAUCUUUCUGGAGCUAUUCCACGUGGAAGCCAAUUCGACACAUUCAGUAAUGACUCAUUCCGACAUAACCCGGCCCUGUGUGGAGUUCCUCUGACAAAGAAAUGCAUAGAUGACGAGUUGCCAACACAAGAAGUUGAUGAUGAUGAUGAUGAUGAUGAUGAUGAUGAUGAUGAUGAUGAUGAUGAUGAUGAUGAUGUGAAUUGGUUUGAUUGGCAAAUGGCCCUAAUAGGCUAUGGAAGUGGAUUGGUAUGCGGAUUAUCCCUGGGAUACAUUUUUUGCACAACUACAAUGGCUUUACAGUGUGUGAUAUUCAUUGAAAUAGCUCAUCAAAAGUUGGCCCGAAAAUACAGGUCUCUGCAGCUUUAUUGAGAAGCAACUAAGCUGUUAAAUAAUUAAUGCAUACACGGCACAAUGUUCGUCCUCCCAGAACUCCUCCACAUUCUCACUCUUAAUCGCUUCACACCUCCUCAUUUGAUGUGCAAGACAUGUACACUGCAAGAGUUCCUGUGUUAAUCAUUGUUUUCAAUACUCUUCUCAGUCCGUGUAACCGUGUUUAAGACUUUCUUUGUUAUGCUUAUUGAUAUCACAUGAAAUACUAUGCUAAAUAAAGCAACUGUUCUUAUAGCAAAUUACUCGGUCUACUUUUAUCUACUCUAUGUGAAGUCUAGCUAAUGUAGAGGUAAUUUGGCA
Messenger RNA from Daucus carota subsp. sativus, 2870 nucleotides. RefSeq names its product receptor-like protein 52. Lineage: Eukaryota; Viridiplantae; Streptophyta; Magnoliopsida; Apiales; Apiaceae. Gene Ontology annotation, molecular function: protein binding. The record is from RefSeq and is a predicted model, not a curated record. The transcript is spliced from 4 exons. The coding region runs from base 78 to 2549 and encodes 823 amino acids.